Humulus lupulus (European hop) is the source of this 3320-nucleotide messenger RNA. RefSeq names its product protein transport protein SEC23 E. The transcript is spliced from 12 exons. Gene Ontology annotation, molecular function: GTPase activator activity; zinc ion binding. Gene Ontology annotation, cellular component: COPII vesicle coat; endoplasmic reticulum exit site. The coding region runs from base 209 to 2572 and encodes 787 amino acids. NCBI's taxonomy places the organism in Eukaryota, Viridiplantae, Streptophyta, Magnoliopsida, Rosales, Cannabaceae. The record is from RefSeq and is a predicted model, not a curated record. Gene Ontology annotation, biological process: COPII-coated vesicle cargo loading; endoplasmic reticulum to Golgi vesicle-mediated transport; intracellular protein transport.
UACGUAGAAUCGCUGCACACAAUCUCUCUCUCUCUCUCUCUCGGCGAGACCAGAGGCAGACAGAACCAGACCCUCUGAGACCCAUUCUUCCUCUUCUUCUUGUUCAGUCUUUUGGGGGUCAAAUCAUCCAUAAUUUAUAUCAACGAUCAAUACCCAAAUUCUCAAUUCUCAAUUCCCAAUUCUCGGAUUCUCAAUCCCGAACUCAAAAAUGUCGGAAAUGCCCAAUACAGAUCUCGAGGGCAUCGACGGAGUACGCAUGACCUGGAACUCAUGGCCGCGAACCAAGGUCGAAGCCAGCAAGUGCGUGAUCCCACUCGCCGCCUGCAUCUCUCCGAUCCGACCUCACCCUGACAUUCCUUCUCUCCCUUACACCCCUCUCCGUUGCAAGACCUGCGCCUCCGUUCUCAACCCCUUUGCUCGUGUCGACUUCACCGCCAAGAUCUGGAUCUGCCCUUUUUGCUUCCAGCGCAACCAUUUCCCUCCUCAUUACUCCAUGAUCUCCGAUAUCAAUCUCCCCGGCGAGCUUUACCCUCAGUACACCACCGUUCAGUAUGUUCUUCCUGAAUCCGUUAACCCUACUCAUUCUAACCUUCACGAUGCGUCUUCUAUUCCCCAAUCGCAUCAGCCUCCCCCUGUUUUUCUAUUCGUUUUGGAUACCUGUAUGAUCGAGGAGGAGAUGGGCUUUGUCAAAUCUUCUCUUUUACGGGCAAUUGGAUUGUUGCCCGAUAAUGCCCUCGUCGGAUUCGUCUCCUUUGGUACCCAGGUUCAGGUUCACGAACUGGGUUUCUCUGAUAUGUCUAAAGUUUAUGUGUUUCGGGGCAACAAGGAGAUUCCAAAGGAGCAGGUUUUGGAGCAAUUGGGUCUUGGGAUUCCCGGCAGGAGACCCGUCGGAGCUGCCUCCGCCGCCGGUGGGUAUCAGCCGAAGGCUGUUCAAAACGGGUUCUCAAGUUCCGGUAUUGACCGGUUCUUGUUGCCUGCUUCUGACUGCGAAUACACCCUCAAUUCGGUUUUGGAAGAGUUGCAAACAGAUCAGUGGCCUGUACCGCCAGGUAGCAGGGCGUCGCGGUGUACGGGGGUGGCAUUGAGUGUUGCAGCGGGAUUGCUUGGAGCUUGUUCGCCUGGCACUGGAGCUCGCAUUAUAGCUUUGGUCGGAGGUCCAUGCACGGAAGGGCCUGGAUCGAUUGUAUCAAAAGAUCUGUCUGAUCCAGUUCGCUCCCAUAAAGAUCUGGACAAGGAUGCUGCACCAUAUUUUAAGAAAGCAGUCAAAUUUUAUGAAGGUCUUGGAAAGCAGUUAGUUAGCCAAGGUCAUGUUUUAGAUGUCUUUGCUUCUGCCCUUGAUCAGGUUGGUGUUGCAGAAAUGAAAGUUGCAAUUGAAAAAACUGGCGGCCUUGUUGUUCUAUCUGAAAGUUUUGGUCAUUCUGUAUUUAAAGAUUCAUUUAAACGCAUUUUUGAAGGAGGAGAACAAUCUCUUGGCCUUUGUUUCAAUGGUACACUCCAGAUAAACUGUUCAAAGGACAUCAAAAUUCAGGGGAUAAUUGGUCCUUGCACUUCUUUAGAGAAGAAAGGACCUUCUGUGGCUGAUACCGCAAUUGGUGAAGGAAAUACAACCGAAUGGAAGAUGUGCGGUCUUGACAAGAGUACUUGCUUGACAGUGUUCUUUGAUCUGUCAUCAAGUGAUCGGUCAAAUACACCGGGAGCUGUAAAUCCACAGUUGUAUUUGCAAUUUCUUACCAGGUAUCAAAACACAGAUGGUCAAAUGAUGCUUCGAGUUACUACUGUUUCUAGGGCAUGGAUAGAUACUGCUAUAAGCUCAGAGGAACUGGUACAAGGAUUUGAUCAAGAGACAGCUGCUGUAGUAAUGGCUAGGAAGACAUCCUUGAAGAUGGAGACAGAGGAAUCUUUUGAUGCUACAAGAUGGUUGGAUAGGUCCUUAAUUCGUCUCUGUUCCAAAUUUGGCGAGUAUCGAAAGGAUGACCCAUCCUCAUUUAUGCUAAAUCCAUGCUUUUCAUUGUUUCCCCAGUUUAUGUUUAAUCUACGGCGGUCACAAUUUGUGCAGGUGUUCAACAACAGUCCUGAUGAGACUGCCUAUUUCCGUAUGUUACUCAAUCGAGAGAAUAUUACCAAUGCUGCUGUCAUGAUUCAACCAUCACUAAUGUCAUAUUCAUUCAAUUCACCACCUAGACCCGUUUUGCUAGAUGUGGCAUCUAUUGCUGCCGAUCAAAUUCUUUUGUUAGAUUCAUAUUUUAGCGUUGUCAUUUUCCAUGGAAUGACCAUAGCUCAGUGGCGUAAUUUGGGUUACCAGAAUCAGCCAGAGCACCAGGCAUUUGCAGAAUUGUUGCGAGCUCCUCAUGCUGAUUCCGAUGUGAUCAUCCAUGAACGUUUUCCUGUCCCAAGAUUGGUGGUAUGCGAUCAACAUGGUUCCCAGGCACGUUUCUUAUUAGCGAAACUGAACCCGUCAGCCACUUAUAAUAAUGCCAAUGAAAUGGCUGCUGGGUCAGACGUAAUCUUCACCGAUGAUGUGAGCCUACAAGUUUUCUUUGAACAUCUGCAGAGACUGGCCGUGCAAUCCUGAGAGCAGCGAAAAAGAGUGAAGCACUCUACAAACUGCUCUGGUUUUCGGUGUGUGGGGGGAAAUGCCUUUGGUUUUCCUAUCCUCAUGUUGUUCAAUUCCAUCCAAUUUAUUAUAAACCUGCUUUCUUUCCAUUGUAUUUAAAGAUGAAGAGUCAGACCCCACAUUGAUUUAUCAAUAAAGAAAAGAAAAAAAAAAGCACACAACAUUCUUUGGGGGGUGCUGGUGAGGUAAUUUCUUUUACUUCCUCUAUAGAAUAACUAGCAAAGAUGAGUUGUUUUUCAUUCAUAUGGAAAGAAAGUCAUGAGAGGAAGGUAAGUUGAAGAGGCUUUUUUUCCUCUGCAUCAGUAGGGAAGUUGAGUCAGAAAUUUCUCUUCCUUUUUUUUUUUUUUUUUUUUGGUUAACUGAAUCAGAAAGUAAGGUUCUGUGUAUGAAAUUUUUUUAAGUUAUAUGCUUGUGAUAUGGGGGGUACAUGUUAGUAGGUGGUUUGUAUUCACUUUUAAGUUGACUUUUGCUUAGCUCAAUAUGACUUCACUGUUCAUUUAGGGUUCUGUUUUUUUGUUUUAAUGAAGAGAGAGUACAUUUUUGAAAAUUUGAUGUAGCCUAAAGCCUAUACCUUAUUGGCCUUUUAUUUGGGUUUUUUUUGUUUUGGCUUAAUCAGAUGUUGUUUAAGGUUUUAUCUUCAUUAUGUGUAAGAUUAACUAAAGCUAGAGAUUAUGCUCUUCAUAUGCAUACAAGUGCAAUUUGCUUC